CCCCACCGGGUCAGCGCUUUUCCCUUACGUCGCUUACGCUAAUGUUCAACACGCACCACCAGAUCAACCGCAGCCCGCGCCAACAAUUCUUCUAGCAUCGAUUGAUGAAGUGGUGGAGCCUGGACUGAACCGGAACUCAUGAUGGUCUUGUCGUGAGCUACCUGCACCACGAGGACGGGGCGACAGCGGGGGAAACCGACGGAGGGGCCUCGCAGCAGGGUUUGGGGGCGUGCCAUUGACAGCGUCGCCUACAUUAGUGAGACAGAAGUUUACACAGUUGUCAUCUUUUAAACAUUUUAUGAACUGGAUUGCUCAUACUCGACAGCGCUGGGCACCGUUUGCCGUCGUUUAAGUUUGAAGCUUCUGCCACACCUGCAACAAUGGCGGCCGACAUCAGCAAAGCGGAGCUGAAGCGACAUGCACAAGAGCUGCUGGAUGGCAAGGCUAAAUCGAUGCUGGACGAAGGGACCCUGACACUCAAGGUCAUGCGGACGCUGCUGGAGGAGAAGCUGGGUCUGCAGGCGGGGGCGCUGGAUGCGCGCAAAGCCGAGGUCAAGACUAUUGUGACUACGGCCCUGGACCUGGUGGCGGGCGGCGGCGAGGCGGCGGCGCCGGCGGCGGCUGGGCCCGGCAGCAGCGAGAAGGAGAACCGGGUGCCGGCAGCCAAGCCGCAGCAGAAGGGCAAAGGCGGGGCUGAGGCCAAAAAGCCAAAGGCCAAGAAGGCGGCGGUGGAGGAGGAGGACGAGGAGGAGGAGGCGGGCGGCAGGGGGCGGCGCGGCGGCGGCAAGGGGUCAAAGGGCGGCCGAAAGAAGAAGGGUGGGCGGGGCUCGGAUGAGGAUGAGGAAAGUGACGAUGGCUCCGGCAGCGGCAGCGAGGAGGAGCGGCCGAAGAAGCGGACCAAGAAGGCGUCGCCGGCGCCCAAGGCCGGCGGCGGUGCCAAGGCCGCCACCAACCGCACCAUCGAGCAGCUGAAGGACAUCUGCAGGCGGGCGUCCAUCAAGAUCCCUCCCUCCACCUACUCGCGCAACAAGGCGGCUGAGGACCUGGAGGCGGCGCUGGGGGACCUGCUGGCCAAGCAGGGGCUGGACGCGCGCAGCGGGGAGCGCGAGAUCCUGGCGGCUCGCAAGCGGCUGGAGCGGGAGCGCGACCUGGAGGGCAUCGACACCUCCAACAUCAUCACGGAGGGGGCGGGGCGGCCGCGCAGGGCGGCAGCGGCGGCAGCCACCAACUUCAAGUCGCUGCUCAAGACGCCCAAGCUGGACUCGGAGGACGAGUCGGGCGACGACUCAGAGGGUGGCGGCGGCGAGGAGGAGGAGGAGGCGGAAGGGGCCAAGCCGCGGGGGCGCGGCGGCAAGGCUGCAGGCAAGAAGCGGCGGCCGGCCGGCAACGACGACGACGACGACGACGCCGGGAGCGGCAGCGAUGGCGGCGGCAGCGAUAGUGAGGACCUGGCGCCGGCGCCCAAGCGGGGUGGCGGCGCCGGCAAGGGCAAGAAGGCGGCCGCGGCAGCCGGUGCGGCGGAGGCUGGGGAGGAGGAGGAGGCCGCGGGUGGUGAGGAGCAGGCGUCUGAAGACCUGGUGCCGCCGGCCGCCGGCGGGAAGUCGCCGCGGGGCAAGAAGGCGGCGGUGGUGGUGGGUGACGAGGAGGAGCAGGAUGAGGAAGAGGAGGAAGAGGAGGCGGCGCCGAAGAAGCAAAGGGCAAAGCCAAAGGCGCGGGUGGUGGUGGACGAGGAGGAGGAGGACGAGGAGGAGGAGGAGGAGGCACCCAGCAGCAGCGAGGAGGAGGUGGAGGACGACGACAGCGACUUUGAGGCGGAUGACGACGACUAGUAGAUGGGGAGUGGGGAGCAGGGGCGUAAGGACUAGGGCGUGGAAGGAGUGCUGCCAGGUGCGGGCGUUGCGUCUGUUGUUGGGGAUGGGUUGGCUGCCUCAAGGCGGCUCUCUUGCUUUACAGAAAGCGGCGCUACCAUACAGUAAUGUAGAAGCGAUCCGUGUGCGUGCUGCGAGGUUAGAGCGGUGGCUCUCGUUAUCUGGCUGGCGUUGCUGGCGUGCUGACGCAGCUGACGAGGCAAAGAAAGGUUGCGUCUGCUGCGAUGCGUGCUGCGGUGUGGGGAGACAUUGGCGCUGCCACUGACAUAACUGUUGACCUGGCUGCCACAGCGGGGGCAGAGGGAGGCUGACCCCAUGGCUGCAUGUGCUGACGCCAUGCUCUCGUCAUCCUAUUCUUCUCACUGAGUAUCCAACUCCGUAUGUACCCAACAAUGCACGCAUGCCAGCUGCGGCAUGCGCAGCAGCCGCAUUGCCAGCCGAGCAACCUGCUCACCGCCAUGAACCUGAGCACUCGAACAUGAAUGCCCAAGCUGGUGGUGGCGCGCUCCGGUAGUGGGUUUGAAAUGCGUAAAUGCGAGUGGGUGUGCGAUGGGACAGGGUUUAGGCAGGUUGGCGAGGUCCCGUAGGGCGCAGCUGACGCCCAUACCCCAA
This is a messenger RNA of Chlamydomonas reinhardtii, 2480 nucleotides long. RefSeq lists its product as uncharacterized. NCBI's taxonomy places the organism in Eukaryota, Viridiplantae, Chlorophyta, Chlorophyceae, Chlamydomonadales, Chlamydomonadaceae. The transcript has 8 exons. The record is from RefSeq and is a predicted model, not a curated record. Gene Ontology annotation, cellular component: nucleus. Bases 381 to 1829 code for a protein of 482 amino acids.